This is a messenger RNA of Clonostachys solani, 1230 nucleotides long. Lineage: Eukaryota; Fungi; Ascomycota; Sordariomycetes; Hypocreales; Bionectriaceae. The record is from the annotation of a GenBank genome assembly.
AUGGCCCGCGCUCGAGACCGGAAGACGUUGAACCUCCGGCCCCUCUUGCCCAAGACGCAGCACAGUGUAACCGGCCAAGCGGACGGCAUACACGUAUGGAAGGGCGAUUGCAUGCCCCCUCAGUCUCAGUCCCUGGGCUCCACGGCCUCCCAGAUCGAGGCCUCGAUCGUGCACAACGGACUGGGCGCGACCGAACUCCCCCGCCACCUUUACACAGACCCAAACGCCGGGACCCUCAGUGUUGUCUCGGAAAACCCCUUCAUCCUCUCGGGGAGCCUGCUUUGUCAAGAUCCCCAACCUCCCUCUUCGGCUCUCCCACGCGGGGAAGGCCCAGAGGGAAGCGUUGUGUGCAUCCUACCUCCAAGCUGCGACGCCCACCAACCUUCUGGCUCGGAACAUGAUGUAAAUGAUUGGGUCAAGAAGCAAGGAGAAUCUUUCCCCGGGAGGCUCUAUAACAAGCCUGCAGGAGAAACACCCAGACCAGCUGGCCUGCACACCGACGAGCCAGCCUCGCAGAAGUUGGAGAAUGGGGAUCGCGAUUCGCCCGGUCUACCCACGUUUUUCCAAGACGAGAUGGCCAUGAGAGAGUAUCAACGGAGCUCAAUCAGUUCCAAGUCGGAAUGUCCGAUCGACAGCCGAAUCCCAGACAACUCGGACCUGGCAAGGUCCAGUCAUGACCCUGUCGCUCAUGCAGUGCUACUACCACCACUCCCCUGUGGUCUGCCUGAACUUCGCCCGGGCCUGGAUCGCAUGUCUUCUCCCGUUCGGAAGAAUCCGCUAGUUCCCGAGUCAACGACUGGGCAAUCGUCAACCAGACCUUCCGUUUGGGAUGAAUCCUCCCUCGCCUCCUCCCUCGCCUCCUCCUCGCUACCUCGCACCAGCAUCUACGGAAGCACGCCGUCGAUUGCGUCGUCUAGAGCCAGACACCAGUGCGAAGAGUGCGACAGGGUGUUCAAGCUCGGCAAAGAUCUCAAGCGCCACAUCCAGAGCGCCCACGUCGACAACCCAGAGUCGUACAUGUGCAGGUGCAGCUACCACACCACUAGGAAGGAUGUGAUCAAGCGGCACAUCGGUUCUAGCGCCAAGGGGUGCGCGUCCGCUAGGCCGGAUGCCGUCGAUGUUUGCAUCUGCAAGCGCUUCAAGACGCCUAAUGUACUUUGCUUUCUGGAGCAUAUCAAGGACUGCAAUAAGAAGCCCAGAGGUAGACCGAAGAAGAAGAAAGAAAUUUAA